Messenger RNA from Dalotia coriaria, 1380 nucleotides. Its product is annotated as COP9 signalosome complex subunit 4-like. Gene Ontology annotation, cellular component: cytosol; COP9 signalosome. The record is from RefSeq and is a predicted model, not a curated record. Lineage: Eukaryota; Metazoa; Arthropoda; Insecta; Coleoptera; Staphylinidae. Gene Ontology annotation, molecular function: protein binding. The coding region runs from base 121 to 840 and encodes 239 amino acids. The transcript is spliced from 5 exons.
GCAUAGUACAAAAACUGACUAUUAUCGAAUAGAGUGCGCCACGGCGGGUUGGUGGUAACAGUUCUGCACCGAAUCAUAGCAAAUAUAAAUUCAAAUCAAAGCACGUUUAACUUUUGAGGGAUGGAGCAGGUCUUUGACAUCGGACCGAUUAUUAAUCUUAACAUAAUUGAUGAGAAACUGGCGAUACUAGCUAAUCUUAACUAUGAUACAGAAUAUCUUGAAGUUGGAUAUUAUUUUCUGUGCGAUCUGAUGAUAAUAAAUUUGCCUGAAGAUGAACUUGUUGCAGGGCUAAUAAAGUAUAUCAAUGCACUUGUUGAUCACAACUUGCCCUUGGAUCUCGCCAAGGAGAUGAUUACAUAUUUCGGUUUUAAACUUGUUAGAUUGGAACAUUCCAUAUCUAAACCAGUGGCAAAACAUGCCUCCAAUAGAUUCUUACCACUAGAAAUGGCGUUUGGGGAGCAAUUAUCCAUGGUCAGGCAGCAUCUGGCAUCUGUUUAUGAAUUAAAAGGAAAAUGGGAAAAAGCGAUUCAAGCUCUAAAGUCAAUUGAACUGGAGACGGGUAUCCACGGUCAAUACUCUUCAAAUUACAAAUUAGGAACCUAUUUACGACUAAGCCGGUUUUAUCUUGAAAUUCACAACGGAGAGGAAGCGGAAUCUUACAUUAAUCGCGCUGGGUAUACUCUGGUAGAUGCGGAGGACGAGAGCCUGCAUACGGAUUUCAAAGUGGGCUGUGCGCGCGUCCUCGACUUCCAGCAGAAGUUUAUCGAUGCGGCUCAACACUAUCACGAUCUCGCUACCUGCGAGUAUCAGCCAAGAGUUCAGCUACGCAGCCCUACGUAACGCAAUCACCUGCACAAUGCUUUCAUCCCCGGAAAGCAGCGCAGUGGACUGAUCGCAAGUUUCUGCAAUGAUCGACGUACCCGUACAAUGGAAAUAUACAGCGUCCUUCUAAAGAUAUAUCGCGGCCUGCAUGUAUAUCCUAGUGAAUUAGUGGUGUUUGAGAUGAAACUGAAGCCUCACCAGAAAAUGCUGUUUGCCCACAACUGCACCUUCCUGAAGCUUGCUCUGGUUCAGCAUAAUCUAAUUGCAGCAAGCAAUAUGUACAAAAAUAUUAGUUUUACGAUGUUGGCCGAGAUACUAGAAAUUGAUGCGGAGAGGGUUCAGAGAAUUGCCAGGCAAAUGAUAUCUGAGGACAUUCUAAAUGGUGACAUCGAUCUAUCCGAGUGCGUGAUUAACUUUGAAAUAGAUGUGGAAGUGCUGUCUUGAUGGCGCAGAAAAAUUUGAACCCGACGAUGGAUGAAAUUUAUAUUAUAUGUAAAUUUGAUGGUAUACUUGGUAACAUACAAUUGAAGAUUAUAGUAAUACCUAUAAUGCUCGUAC